Molecule: messenger RNA, 922 nt
Organism: Clupea harengus (Atlantic herring)
Lineage: Eukaryota; Metazoa; Chordata; Actinopteri; Clupeiformes; Clupeidae
Product: free fatty acid receptor 2
Biological process (GO): G protein-coupled receptor signaling pathway; cellular response to fatty acid
Cellular component (GO): plasma membrane
Molecular function (GO): G protein-coupled receptor activity
Source: RefSeq, a predicted model, not a curated record
ACUCAUUAUGUCAAAACUCAUUAACGUCAAAGUCCUCCUGGCCUCGUACAUCCUUACCUUCCUGGUCGGCCUGCCAGCCAACAUCCUGGCGUUCUACGCCUUCAGCCGAAAGGCCCGCGACAAUCCCACCCCGACGGACAUCCUGCUGCUCAACCUGACCUCGUCCGACCUCCUCUUCCUCCUCUUCCUUCCGCUGAAGAUGUAUGAGGCCAGCCAAGGCCUGCAUUGGUACCUUCCUCACUUCCUCUGCUCACUCACCUCCUUCGUCUUCUUUACCACCAUCUACACAAGCAUCCUUCUGCUGGCCGCCGUCAGUGUGGACCGCUUCCUGGCCGUAGCCUUCCCCAUCCCCUACCGGCAGCUCCGCAAGCCACGCUACGCCAUCUGUGCCAGCGCCUUCGCCUGGUUUUUCAGCGCCGCCCAUUGCAGCAUCGUCUUCGUGGCCGAGCACCUGCUGGCCAAUGCCAGCAUCACCAAGAACGUCUGCUACGAGAACUUCACCGCCGAGCAGCGCCGGAUCCUGGUGCCGGUGCGCCUGGAGUUCUUCGUGGUGCUCUGCGUCCUGCCGCUGCUCGUCUGCGUCUUCUGCUACAUCAACUGCAUCCGGAUCCUCUACAGCCAGCCGCGUAUCUUGCCGGAGCGCAAGCGCAAGGCUAUCGGCAUGGCCGUGGGCACUCUAACCGUCUUCCUGUUCUGCUUCUUGCCCUAUAACUCGGCCCACCUGGUGGGUUUCCUGUAUGACAACAGCCCAGACUGGAGGUACUACACCUUACUCCUCAGCACUCUCAACACCUGCCUGGACCCCAUCAUCUUCUACUUCUCCUCCAGCACCUUCCGGAACACCACCAAGGUGUCAGUCUUUAAGAUGCUGAGGCUCCCCAGGAGGGAGAUAUUGCGGAAGAGCAGUCAGGGAAGUGACUGA